Messenger RNA from Alexandromys fortis (reed vole), 1863 nucleotides. RefSeq names its product syntaxin 5 (gene Stx5). Gene Ontology annotation, cellular component: Golgi membrane; SNARE complex; endomembrane system. NCBI's taxonomy places the organism in Eukaryota, Metazoa, Chordata, Mammalia, Rodentia, Cricetidae. The transcript has 12 exons. Gene Ontology annotation, biological process: endoplasmic reticulum to Golgi vesicle-mediated transport; intracellular protein transport; vesicle fusion. The record is from RefSeq and is a predicted model, not a curated record. The coding region runs from base 223 to 1290 and encodes 355 amino acids. Gene Ontology annotation, molecular function: SNARE binding; SNAP receptor activity.
GUUACGCGUGGGUGACGUGGCGGCUCCUGCUCUUGGGUCCGAUUUCGGCGGCUUACUAGUCCGGCGAGGAGGCGGCGACGGCCUGGGGAGAGUGGCAGUGACGGCGGCGGUAGGCAGCAGAGGAGGAAAGGCCUUGUUGAGAAAGACGUCGGCCCUGUCCAAUCGGUGGCUGCAGUCUUCCAACAGGCGGAACUUUGAUGGAGUCCGAGGUUAUGCGACUCAAUGAUCCCGCGGAAACGCUACGGAUCUAAGAACACGGAUCAGGGUGUCUACCUGGGUCUCUCAAAGACACAGGUUCUGUCCCCUGCAACUGCUAUCAGUAGCAGCAGCGACAUCGCUCCUUUGUCCACCCCGGUGGCCCUGGUCCCUUCCCCUCCCGACACCAUGUCCUGCCGGGAUCGGACCCAGGAGUUCCUGUCCGCCUGUAAGUCGCUGCAGAGCCGUCAGAAUGGAAUCCAAACAAAUAAACCAGCUCUUCGUGCUGCCAGACAACGCAGUGAAUUUACCCUUAUGGCCAAGCGCAUCGGGAAAGAUCUCAGCAAUACAUUUGCCAAGCUGGAGAAGCUAACAAUCUUGGCAAAGCGCAAGUCCCUCUUUGAUGAUAAAGCAGUAGAAAUUGAGGAGCUAACAUACAUCAUCAAACAGGAUAUCAAUAGCCUCAACAAACAGAUUGCUCAACUUCAAGAUUUUGUGAGGGCCAAGGGUAGCCAGAGUGGCCGGCAUCUGCAGACGCAUUCCAACACCAUUGUAGUUUCAUUGCAGUCAAAACUGGCUUCCAUGUCCAAUGACUUCAAAUCAGUUUUAGAAGUGAGGACUGAGAACCUGAAACAACAGAGGAACCGUCGGGAACAGUUCUCCCGGGCACCAGUGUCGGCCCUGCCUCUUGCCCCCAACCACCUUGGGGGUGGUCCUAUAGUUUUGGGAGCAGAGUCCCAAGCCUCCAGGGACGUGGCCAUUGACAUGUUGGACUCUAGAACAAGCCAGCAACUUCAACUUAUUGAUGAGCAGGAUUCCUACAUCCAGAGUCGGGCAGACACCAUGCAGAACAUCGAGUCUACAAUCGUUGAGCUGGGUUCCAUUUUUCAGCAGUUGGCACACAUGGUUAAAGAACAGGAGGAAACUAUUCAGAGGAUCGAUGAGAACGUGCUUGGAGCCCAGCUGGAUGUUGAGGCCGCCCAUUCAGAGAUCCUCAAGUACUUCCAGUCAGUCACCUCUAAUCGGUGGCUCAUGGUCAAAAUCUUCCUCAUCCUCAUUGUCUUCUUCAUCAUCUUUGUGGUCUUCCUUGCCUGAACCCUCACUCACUCUGAGGCACUCCAUGGAGGGCUUGGGACCCUCCUGGGAGGGCAGGUGGCCACUGUUGCCAUUGAGCCCGUGUAGGGUGGUUGGGAGAAAGGCCAUUUCCUUGGAACUGCUAAGAAUGGCCAGUGUCCCUGUUUCCCGCCCUUGUCUUUGGCCACUCUGUCCUACCCCUCAGGCCCUUGAAACACACUGGUUCUGGAUUUGGACUCUGCUGUGAAGUGGCUGGGAGCAGAAGCCAGCUAGGGGCCAGUGGAGGAGGUUGUCUCCACAAGGAGAUUUUUAUAAAAACCUUACCAGCCUCCCCCAAAGGUAACUUUGGCAGCAAGGGGAGAUAAUGCCCUCCUUGCCUCCUUGAGAGUGAGGCAAGGAGACAAAACUAUCCCAGGGACCAACUUUACCAUCAGGUUAGAACUUGACUGCCUCCCUCUGUUCACCAUGUGAAGUGAGGGGGCUCUGAGCCCUUCAGUUGCCUGCACAAACCUGACUUUGGCUACUGGUGACUCUCAAUCUGCCAAAUGUGCUGCAGCCUGUUUCCUCCCAAUUACAGCAAGACUGUCAGCCUCA